Setaria italica (foxtail millet) is the source of this 789-nucleotide messenger RNA. RefSeq lists its product as uncharacterized. Bases 109 to 537 code for a protein of 142 amino acids. Lineage: Eukaryota; Viridiplantae; Streptophyta; Magnoliopsida; Poales; Poaceae. The transcript has a single exon. The record is from RefSeq and is a predicted model, not a curated record.
UGCUCCCCGCAUCUCAUCUUCCAACACAAGAAGCCCAAACCAUUUUACACACACCACUUUGGCACUCCCGCAAAUCAAACACUGUAGCUUGUGGGAAACCAUAGUCCAAUGGCAUCGCAAAUUGAGAGCCACCGCGCCGGCGCAGAGGUCGUCAAUGGAGACGCCAUCUGCAGGAAGAAGUCCAUCGAGCUCCUCGAGGAGCUUGGCCUCCCAAAGGGCCUGCUGCCCCUUGAGGACAUCGAGGAGUUCGGGUACAACCGUGAGGAUGGGUUCAUGUGGCUGGUGCAGAGGAAGAAGAAGGUGGAGCACACCUUCAAGAAGAUCAAGCAGAUCGUGUCGUACGCCGGCGAGGUCACGGCCUUUGUCGAGAAGGGGAAGCUGAAGAAUAUCUCCGGGGUCAAGACCAAAGAGCUGUUCCUAUGGCUCAGCGUGGUGGAGGUGUAUGUUCCAGAAUCCUCGCCGGAGAAGGUCACCUUCAAGACCGGCACUGGACUCUCCGAUACCUUUGAUGCCACUGCCUUCGCACUCGGAGAGUGAUGGAUUCAAUUCUCAACUGCCCAUUCGACGUGGAUGAGUGCAUAACUAGAAUAUGUGGCCACAUCUAUAUCCAUCUUUCGCAUUAUAAACAUGUACUUGUCUUUGCUCAUUUGGUUCUCUUCAUCAUAUUUGCUAGCAUAAACUCAGCACAUAAGUAAGCUUACCCGCCUAUAAGAUGUCAUGUACAAAUUUCAUGUACUCGUACUAUAUGAUAGGAAUAAAAAAAAAGAAGGAACUGUGUUCUUUUUCCCA